Messenger RNA from Yarrowia lipolytica CLIB122, 1971 nucleotides. RefSeq lists its product as uncharacterized. NCBI's taxonomy places the organism in Eukaryota, Fungi, Ascomycota, Dipodascomycetes, Dipodascales. Gene Ontology annotation, molecular function: mitochondrial ribosome binding; GTPase activity; GTP binding. The record is from RefSeq and is a predicted model, not a curated record. Gene Ontology annotation, biological process: positive regulation of translation. Gene Ontology annotation, cellular component: mitochondrion.
AUGUGGAAAGGCUUGCUGCAAAGUACCCGGGCGGCAUGGCGGGGUCCGUGUGUUCGGGCCCCGCGGCUGCCCUUCUUUCGACGCUACUCUUUGUGUGUGGAUCCCGAAAUCGCGGCGCUUUCGGGUCCGGAGCUGGAGGCCCGAAUCGCAGCCAUCCCCAUUGAACGGUACAGAAACUUCUCGAUUGUGGCCCAUGUGGAUCAUGGCAAGAGCACGCUAUCCGACCGACUGCUGGAGCUGACGGGCGUGAUUGCCGCAGGAGGGCAGAAACAGUUUCUGGACAAGCUGGACGUGGAACGAGAACGAGGAAUCACCGUCAAGGCCCAGACUUGCACCAUGCUGUACAAGCACAAAGGCGAGGACUACCUGCUGCAUCUGGUGGACACCCCCGGCCACGUGGACUUUCGAGCGGAGGUGUCGCGGUCGUACGCGUCCUGUGGAGGAGCCCUACUUCUGGUUGAUGCCAGUCAGGGUGUCCAGGCCCAGACCGUGGCCAACUUCUUUCUGGCCUUUUCUCUCAAUCUCACGCUUCUGCCCGUCAUCAACAAGAUUGAUCUGGAGGUGGCCGACAUCCCGCGAAGCAUGGAUCAGAUUGAAUCGACCUUUGAACUGCCUACAGACAAUGUUCUGCAAGUGAGUGCCAAAACCGGACUCAACGUGGACCAGAUUCUGCCCAACGUGAUAGAAAACAUUCCCGGACCCGACGGAAAGCUCGAGGACCCGCUGAGAGCGCUCAUUGUCGACUCGUGGUACGACAACUACCUGGGUGUUGUGCUGUUGACCUACGUUCGAGACGGAGUUGUUAGCAGAGGUACCAAGGUCAUAUCUCACCAUACUGGACGAAAGUACGACGUCAAGGAGGUCGGAAUCAUGUACCCCGGUUCUGUCAAGACCAAGGAACUCAAGGCUGGUCAGGUCGGAUACAUGGCCCUGGGUAUGAAGUCGUCCAGUGAAGCUCACACCGGAGAUACUCUCAUCAAGGUCAACUCCAACGCCGAGCCUCUACCUGGCUUCGCUGAGACCAAGCCAAUGGUGUUUGUGGGUGUCUUCCCCGGCGAAGGAAUGGACUUUGCGGAUCUGGAAGAGUCUCUACAGCAUCUCACUCUCAACGACCGAUCCGUGACCAUGACCAAGGCCACUUCCCAGGCUCUGGGCCAGGGUUGGCGAAUGGGUUUCCUGGGAACCCUACACGCCUCUGUGUUUGAAGACCGACUUUUGCAGGAGCAUGGAGCUCACGUGAUUAUUACUGCUCCUAGUGUGCCUUACAGAGUAGUCUACCACCCUAGAGGUAAGGAGACAGAGCCCACUAUUGUGGAGAUUGACAAUCCUGCCAACUUCCCCGAUUUGCAGCUUGAAAAGGCCCGGAUUCAGUCUCUCGAAGAACCCAUGGUCGCCUGCACCAUGACUCUUCCUCAGGAGUACAUUGGUUCGGUCAUGUCUCUAUGUGAGGCAAACCGGGGUGAACAGGUGGACAUGAACUACCUCAACCAGACCCAGGUGCUGCUCAAGUAUCGAAUUCCGCUCAACCAGCUGGUCGAAGACUUCUUUGGCAAGCUCAAGGCUGCCUCUCAAGGCUUUGCGUCGCUGGACUACGAAGAAGACGGAUACAUGGCGUCCAAGCUCGUGCGUCUGGACAUGUGUGUCAACGGCGAGGUGGUCGACGCUCUGUCGCAAGUCAUGCACGUUUCCCAGGCCGAAACUCGGGCUCGAGACUGGGUCGAAAAGUUCAAAACAUUCUUGAGAUGGCACCAGUUUGAUGUCAUCAUCCAGGCCAAAAUCGGUAACAAGAUCCUGGCUCGAGAGACCAUCAAGGCCCGAAAGAAGGACGUGCUGGCCAAACUGCAUGCCGCCGAUCUGUCGCGAAAGGCCAAGCUGCUCAAGAACCAAAAGGCUGGAAAGAACCGUCUUCAGACCGCCGGCAGAGUCAACAUCCCCAAGGAGGCCUUCUCUGGCUUCCUCAGUAAAACUUAG